UAUAAAGGAUACUUUUCAUUUUUUUUUCUCCUACAAAUACGACCACAAACUCUUUCAAGGAAAUGGAACUGCGCGCCAAAAUACUUGUAGUCGGUGGCGGAGCUAUCGGUGGGCUGGUUGCCUGGCGCCUUAGCAUCAACCACAAUCUCUCAGUAUCGGUAGUCUGCCGGUCCAACUACGAUGCAAUUUCGCGGCACGGCUACCGCAUCUCUUCGGCGCUCUACGGCGAAGGCACGUACAUACCAGAGUCAGUGUUUGCCAGUGUUGAGCAGGCGCAGUCCGCAGGGCCCUAUGACUACGUGGUGGUGGCAUUGAAGGCGCUGCCGAACAUUUACGACUGCCCGUCGUUAAUCGCGCCGGUCAUCAGUGCCAACACAAUGAUAGUUCUGAUGCAAAACGGCAUUGGCAUUGAGGCAUCGUUUGCCGAGCGCUUCCCCGAGGCGCCGCUGGCCAGCACCGCGUGUUUUGUGUCGGUCAAGCAGACAUCCCCAGGCCAUCUGAAGCACGGCGCAUUUGCCAUGCUGGCGGCCGGCAUGCACGACGGAUUCCGGACGCGCCCGAAUAUCAGGAAGCUGCAGCAGCUGCUCAGGAUCCUGGAGCACAACCAGGUGAACUGCCUGUACGAGCACGAUGUCCAGCCGUACCGCUGGCAGAAGCACAUCCUUAAUGGCUCGACUAACCCGGUGUCGGUGGUCUGCGGCGGGUCGAGCUGCCAGGAGAUGGUCAGGAAUGACCAUUGCUGCAAGCUGCUGCAGGAGCUGAUGGCGGAGAUUUUUGUGCUCGGCAAAGCGGUCACGGGCAAGGCGUUCCCGGGCGUCGAUGGCAUCGUGGAUCCGCAGUCGGCGACAGACUACAUCAAGUCGAUUCCGGUGCCCGUCUACACGUCAAUGCUGGUCGACUCGCAGUGCAAGCGGCCCAUGGAGCUGGAGGUCAUCCUGAAGAAUCCGAUUUUGCUGGCCGAAAAGCACAACGUCGAUGUGCCAAAUAUGAAGGCCAUGUAUGCGCUGCUGUCGAUGAUUGAGGCCGGGUACUCGAAGUAA
This is a messenger RNA of Linderina pennispora, 1040 nucleotides long. Its product is annotated as 2-dehydropantoate 2-reductase. The transcript is spliced from 3 exons. Gene Ontology annotation, cellular component: cytoplasm. The record is from RefSeq and is a predicted model, not a curated record. Gene Ontology annotation, biological process: pantothenate biosynthetic process. The coding region runs from base 63 to 1040 and encodes 325 amino acids. Gene Ontology annotation, molecular function: 2-dehydropantoate 2-reductase activity. Lineage: Eukaryota; Fungi; Kickxellomycota; Kickxellomycetes; Kickxellales; Kickxellaceae.